AUGGAUCUGAUGGAUGGAUUCUAUCCGAUCUUCAUGCUUGAACGGGAUAACCCUUACACAGCAGUGAACAACCCCAGUGGUACGCUCUGGGAAUGGCUAGUAAUGCCACAGGGGCUAAUUAACGCCCCUGCAACGUUUAACAGAUGUGUUACGAAUCUGUUGCGAUCGGUGCGCGACUUUGCACCGAGUUACUUUGACGAUGUCUUCGUCCAUAGCCGGGCUAUGGAUGGAAAGACGGACGUGUAUGUAGAUAGAAUACACGUCCGAAAGGUUCUUACAAUUACGCGUGAGCAUCAGUUGUUCGCGAACCUCAAGAAGUGUAUAUUCGCAGCGAACGAAAUACCACUCUUUGGCUGCAUCGUGGGUAAAAACGGUGUACGCCCUGAUCCAGAAAAGAUCAAGGCGAUUAGUGACUGGCCUGUUCUAGUCGACGCCAAGGAGCUUCGAAAGUUCCUUGGCUUAGUGGCGUGCUUAAAGAACUCGCGCAAAUACGCCGAGAUAACCGUUCAUCUCUCUCGUCUGUUGAAGAAAAACGAGAGGUGGUCGUGGAGUGCUGAGUUUCAGCACGCUUUCGAAGGUAUCAAAAUAAGCUUGACACAAUCGCCUGUUUUGGCGAUUGCGGACCAGGACAGACCAUUUCACGUGGUUUGGGACGCCAGUGAUUUUUAG
This is a messenger RNA of Peronospora matthiolae, 669 nucleotides long. The record is from the annotation of a GenBank genome assembly. Lineage: Eukaryota; Oomycota; Peronosporomycetes; Peronosporales; Peronosporaceae.